UUUUUUUUUGUCUGCGAGGGGUGGAGGUUGAACUUUCUAAUUAGGCGGAGCUUUUUCUUUUUUGUGUGAGAAAUUGGAAAAGGAAACUAAAUCAAAAACGAAUAACGAAAAUACAUUAGGUCUUUAAAGUAUUGGAAGGGAUGUGGCGUUUAUUUGCCCAGCGACAUGACGGAGCAUAAAAAGAAGUUGCGCUGAGGCCGCAGCUUGUGUUUGCGAGUUCUACUAAAAAGCCCGAAAAACGCAUUUACUGUUUUACGCACACUGUCGCAAAAGUCACCCCCUCAGAUUAAUAGAGAAUGAGCUGGAUAUUUUCCACAUCUAAAAGUUCGGGACCUCUUCCACCGCUUACAACUUUACAGCAGCAAAGACAGCGGCAGAUCGAGUCUCUGAAGGCAGCUCAUACCACCCUUGCUGAAAUCCACAAGGAUGUUGAAUACAGAAUACCCUUUACUGUCAACAACACGACAAUUAACAUUAAUAUCUUACUCCCUCCACAGUUUCCUCAAGAUAAACCUUCUGUUAGUGUAUUCCCUCCAGUAAGGCAUCACUUGAUAGAUAGCUGCGGUGGAUCUAUGGUGAUCAGCCCUCUUAUAAACAAUUUCUCAAUGCACUCAGAUUUGGGCAAAAUAAUACAAAGUAUUCUGGAUGAGUUUUGGAAGAACCCCCCAGUUCUGGCAAAUGCAUCUCCUGGUUUACCUUUUGUGUAUAAUAAUCCAUCUGGAAUUCCUCCAUUCUCUUCACCUGGUUUUCAUUUUGUCCCAACAUUCCCCCUUCAAGACCUCUCCCGACCAGUUACGCCAGCAUCUGUACAAGUCCCAGCCCCAGACAGUGUUCCAUCACCAGCUAACACCAGCCGGUCAACUACUAGUAACCUCAUUACCGACACACUAUCUGUUCCAACUGCUGAUAUGCAGACUGGUCUAAAUGGAUAUGCAUACAAGAUGCCUGAAAUUCCUGACUCCUUCCCAGAUUUGUCAAAUCUGAGUUUAAAUCAAUUAAAAGAAAUGAGUGAUCAAGAAGAUAUUCUCCUUGAACAUUUUGUAAACCUGCCUCAACUAAAACAAAUUACUUCAGACAAAGAAGAAUUGGUCAACAGCAUUAUAGAUAUGGCAAAAAAGAAUUUACAACUUGAACCACAGCUUGAUGGGAGAAGGCAGGACAUUUUAUAUAAAUAUGAACAGUUAACCCAGAUGAAAUCUGGCUUUGAAAUGAAAAUGCAGAGACAACAUGAACUUAGUGAGAGUUGCAGUCUUAGUGCCCUGCAGGCCAGGCUAAAGGUAGCAGCUCAUGAAGCAGAAGAGGAAUCUGAGGAUAUUGCAGAAGGGUUUCUGGAGGGAAAAACUGAAAUUGAUGACUUCGUGACUAGCUUUAUGGAAAAAAGAACUCUUUGUCACUGUAGACGAGCAAAAGAAGAAAAGAUGCAGCAGUUAAUAAUGGCCCAUGAACAGUUCCACGCUCCAUUAUGAAAUGAACAUACCCAGGUUGUCAUUUCUUGCACUGCCACUGGAAUUUCCAACCAGAAGAGAAGCACACUUCCUGGACAGAGCUGAAGAUGUACCAUGUCUUUAUUUUCUAGUUUAGACAGAACUUUACUCAUCUUACAGUUGCAAUUUUGAGCAUUGUGGGCUAUGACCUCAAAAUUACUUGAAGUGGUAUUAUUUAAAUGGCCCUUAUAUUGGGGGAGUACUUUAUUUAAAAUAACGUUAAUAGACUUUAUUAUAAUCAAAGAUAUAAUGUAUUCUGUAUUAUCUAAUUUCUUAGAUAAUAAAAUAUUCAGAAACCA
Polypterus senegalus (gray bichir) is the source of this 1783-nucleotide messenger RNA. It is a transcript of the gene vps37a, whose product is annotated as VPS37A subunit of ESCRT-I. The transcript is spliced from 12 exons. The record is from RefSeq and is a predicted model, not a curated record. Bases 297 to 1466 code for a protein of 389 amino acids. NCBI's taxonomy places the organism in Eukaryota, Metazoa, Chordata, Cladistia, Polypteriformes, Polypteridae. Gene Ontology annotation, biological process: ubiquitin-dependent protein catabolic process via the multivesicular body sorting pathway; protein targeting to vacuole; protein targeting to membrane. Gene Ontology annotation, cellular component: ESCRT I complex.